GGUUGCGAGAGCCGCGGGCCAGAACAGCCACGUCGGGAGCCAGGAAUCUCUCCAGCCCACCGGGGCUGAAUCCGGUAGCGAGAAACCGAGGAGUCCGGCGUGUGCCCACGUGUCCCGCUGAGACGAGAGAAAGGAAUGGAUCCCGCUGGGUCUGUGGCUUCUCCUGAUAUCCCUGGAAACCCCGAGAGCGGAGCAGAGCCAGGGAAUGUCUCUAGCUGCAGGCUCAGGAAAUGUGCUGCAUGUACAGUCGCAGUGAGCGUUGUACUUGUCAUUCUGAUUGUUGCUGUUGUUGUUCUGGCAGUGCAGGUACUUAAAGCACAGCCCCAGUGCAUGGCCUGGUGCCCAGACGGCUGGAUCGGAUACCGAGGGAAAUGCUACUAUUUCUCCGAGGCUCAAGAGAACUGGAACAACAGCCAGAGACUCUGCUCUGCACUCAGCGCCUCCCUGGCUAUGAUUGACAGUGAGCAGGACCUGGUGAGAAGGAAAACAGACCCAUUCUGGGGGCAAUAGGCUAUUCUAGAGUUAUGCUCAAGGUCUUCUAGGCGCUCCGUGGCAUAGGCCCAGGGUGUCUAAAAGAGCCUAAGGCUCCAGGAUGAAGACCUUGGUUGACAUAUCUGCUCCCCUAGCACCAUUUAAGGGCAAAACUUCUCAGUGAGGGAGAUGCAGCUUCCUCGUUGGCUGGUCCUAGCUUGGGGAAUGGACUCUCCCAGGAACUAAGGCCCGUCCAAAACCUCACCACCUUCUGCUCCAAGAGUGAGGUGCACUUUGAGCAGUCUUCUCGAAUAUCAGCAGUGAUGAGCUGCCAAAAUCUUAGGAACC
Molecule: messenger RNA, 819 nt
Organism: Chrysemys picta bellii (western painted turtle)
Lineage: Eukaryota; Metazoa; Chordata; Testudines; Emydidae
Source: RefSeq, a predicted model, not a curated record